AUGUCAGGAGAAAUUCCAACUCCAGAAGAAAUCAAAAUGGCGGAGGCUGGCGAAAGACAUGCUUCUAUCGGCGAGGCAUCUGACAUCUCGCAACUUGAGACUGAAUUUAGAAGUGGAGAUCCUAUCAAACAGGGUCCAAUUUCCUUCGUACAGAGUGACCACUCGAAGCAACGGAAUUUUGACAAUAAGGUCGAGGAAAUCCUCGCAAAGUCACCUGAUACUAUUACCAGGCAGGAUGCCAAGGAAUUGCGAUCAUUGGAGGGCCGCAUGUUGGGCACGGCACCCGGAAUGCAAUCGCUAAGCGCAGAGGUGCAGUCUAUCGCCGAAUUAAACGAGGAGAUCGCGGCUGCUACCGCGGCUCACGCUGAGGACGACGAGCCCUAUAUACUGGUCCCCGAGGAAGACACGAUUGAGGGCCAGAGCCAUGGGUCAGAGAUUAUUGGCCGGAGGGAUCCACACGGAAGUCGUAGUGUGCGAGUGUCGUCACGGAUCGUUGCUGAUAAGCGCAAGAAGCCCAGACCGGCAAAUGAGGGCAAUUAUUGA
This is a messenger RNA of Paracoccidioides brasiliensis Pb18, 543 nucleotides long. RefSeq lists its product as uncharacterized. The coding region runs from base 1 to 543 and encodes 180 amino acids. The transcript is spliced from 4 exons. The record is from RefSeq and is a predicted model, not a curated record.